This is a messenger RNA of Zea mays, 1711 nucleotides long. Its product is annotated as putative thaumatin domain family protein. Lineage: Eukaryota; Viridiplantae; Streptophyta; Magnoliopsida; Poales; Poaceae. The record is from RefSeq and is marked validated. The transcript is spliced from 3 exons. The coding region runs from base 490 to 1491 and encodes 333 amino acids.
CAGGACCUGCUGACCCUGAUCAUUGGCAAACCAAGCCCAGGCAGCAUGAUCGGUUUCGUUAUGUUAUCUACUACUGGUCCUAGCAGCCCCGACAGGCCCACACACACGCACAGCACAGAGACGUUGGUUCAGCCAUGCCUAUCGCCCUCCCACUAAAUCUCAUCGCGUUCGCGACACCUUUCUGCGAAAAGAUACGGACAUCAUCACCGAGCACCAAGCCACCAUGUUCGAUGUUUCCCGUCUAUCCAAGAAACUGCAGAAGCGCAAUUAGCCUAGAGAUUGCAGGAGAACAGAAUUCAAUCAGGCCGUCUUCCAUCUCCACCUUCCUCGCCUCUCUCUCUCUCUCUCUCUAACCACUGUACUAGAACUAUCAUUACCUGAGCAAGAUUGCUUCUACCUGUACUGUGCUGACAUUAUACACCUCUUCCCUUCUUGCCCGUGCCAAUCGCCAUUGCCAGGCACCACGUAGAGCUGCAUUGCUUCGAGGCCAUGGCCAUGGGAGUUGCAACAAGAAUUUGCUUCGUAGUUCCUGUUCUGAUCUGCACAUCUUCCAGAGGAGGGAGGGCCGCGACAUUCACGUUCGUGAACAGGUGCGCGGCGACGGUGUGGCCGGGCAUCCAGUCGAACGCGGGGAGCUCGAGGCUGGACCCGACGGGCUUCGCGCUGCCCGCGGGCGCGUCGCGCGCGGUGCCGGCGCCGUCGGGGUGGUCCGGCCGGGUCUGGGCGCGCACGGGCUGCGCGCAGGACGCCGCUAGCGGGAAGGUGGCGUGCGCCACGGGCGACUGCGGCUCGGGGUCCCUGGAGUGCGACGGGCGGAACGCGGCGACGCCGGCGACGCUGGCCGAGUUCACGCUGGACCCCGCCGGCGGCAACGACUUCUACGACGUCAGCCUCGUGGACGGCUACAACCUGCCGGUCGUGGUGGAGCCCGCAGGGGGCGGCGGCGGCGGCGCCACGACGACGUGCGCCGCGGCCGGGUGCGCGGCGGACCUGAGCGAGCGGUGCCCCGCGGAGCUGCGCGCCGAGGGCGGCGCCGGCUGCCGCAGCGCGUGCGACGCCUUCGGCAGGCCCGAGUACUGCUGCAGCGGCGCCUACGCCAGCCCCAGCACCUGCCGCCCCACCGCCUACUCGCAGCUGUUCAAGUCCGCGUGCCUCAGGUCGUACAGCUACGCCUACGACGACCCCACCAGCACCUUCACCUGCGCCGGCGGCCGCGACUACACCAUCACCUUCUGUCCCGUCGCGCCACCAAGCCUGAAAUCGUCGAGCGGCCCUGGAGCAACGGCGGCGGCACCGGCAGGCCCGACGCCGCAGAUGCCGCGGCUGGCAGGUGGGCAAGGCGGCGGCCCGGACGGGCAGGGCGUGAUGCUGGGCGACAGCUCCUGGCUCGCCAGCCUCGCCACGGGCGCCGCGCCGCCGGGGCCGGCGCUCCGGGCCUCGCCCCUCGUGCCGCUCCUGCUCGGAGUCGGCGGCCUGCUGCUGGUGCUGUAGUGCCAGCGGCAGCAACCCACCCCCGUCACGGACACGCACGCACAUGCGCGUGAGGCGAAAGCUCUGGUCAAAGAACAGCGCAGCGCGGGGGCACUGGCGCACAGCGAAGCCGUGCGCUCGGGUUGCCGCCGGCCGUGCCGACGCGGACGCCGAUCUGCCCCCAUGGAAUGGAAGGGUGGUGCCGUGGUGGCUGGUGUCGCGCGCGCUGGAUGGGGGCUGC